Fundulus heteroclitus (mummichog) is the source of this 2858-nucleotide messenger RNA. RefSeq lists its product as uncharacterized. Gene Ontology annotation, biological process: proteolysis. Gene Ontology annotation, molecular function: cysteine-type peptidase activity. The coding region runs from base 1107 to 2768 and encodes 553 amino acids. The transcript is spliced from 20 exons. The record is from RefSeq and is a predicted model, not a curated record. NCBI's taxonomy places the organism in Eukaryota, Metazoa, Chordata, Actinopteri, Cyprinodontiformes, Fundulidae.
UGUAGCAGCUAACGUUAGGCUAAGUUAGAGAAUUAUAGAUCUAAAAUGAAAAUGGCUAUGUGGUGUCUGUUAUUAACACGGGGCAACGUGUUUUGGACAUGCUAAAAUGAUUUUUCACCGGACUAGCCUGAAGUAAGCUAGCAGCAGAGUAACCUAAAUCAUAAUAUGUCCGAGGGCAGUUCAGUCUUUCUCCUGGUCCCAGGGCUGAAGUAAUAUGCUCCUGCUCUCAGGGCAGAGUAACCUAAAACAUAAUAUGUCCGAGGGCAGUUCAGUCUUUCUCCUGGUCCCAGGGCUGAAGUAAUAUGUUCCUGCUCUCAGGGCAGAGUAACCUAAAACAUAAUAUGUCCGAGGGCAGUUCACGCUCUCUCCUGGUCCCAGGGCUGAAGUAAUAUGCUCCUGCUCUCAGGGCAGAGUAACCUAAAUCAUAAUAUGUCUGAGGGCAGUUCAGUCUUUCUCCUGGUCCCAGGGCUGAAGUAAUAUGCUCCUGCUCUCAGGGCAGAGUAACCUAAAUCAUAAUAUGUCUGAGGGCAGUUCAGUCUUUCUCCUGGUCCCAGGGCUGAAGUAAUAUGCUCCUGCUCUCAGGGCAGAGUAACCUAAAUCAUAAUAUGUCUGAGGGCAGUUCAGUCUUUCUCCUGGUCCCAGGGCUGAAGUAAUAUGCUCCUGCUCUCAGGGCAGAGUAACCUAAAACAUAAUAUGUCCGAGGGCAGUUCACGCUCUCUCCUGGUCCCAGGGCUGAAGUAAUAUGCUCCUGCUCUCAGGGCAGAGUAACCUAAAACAUAAUAUGCCCGAGGGCAGUUCACGCUCUCUCCUGGUCCCAGGGCUGAAGUAAUAAUAAUCCUUGUCUAUAGGGCAGAGUAACCUACUUGUAAUUUCUGAGGAUUUUAACUCUUCUGACAUAUAAUGGGAUAUUUGCAUAGAUUGACAGUCCUUAUAUAUUUGACCUAGGGUGUUUGUUUAACCUUUAUUUCUUCUCAUAGUAUCUCCAAUUUUGUUGGAAUGAUGAGUGGUGAGUUUUUAUUUUAUUUUAUUAUUGUUGGUUUGUUGAUUUUGUAAAAAAAAAAAAAAAAAACUUAAUCUUAAAAGUUAAUGUGUGACAUAGACAGAUAAUGCUGCCUUUCCCUCGUACAGAAAUAGAGAAAUGGGUGAAAAAUGAGGCCCUUCCAGGGUACUUCCACCUAGGGGAUGUGGGGCAUUUUCCCUUGAGCCUUGCAAGUUUCCGUUCCCUUUAUAAUCAACACUGCAUCUCUGAUGAGAUCAUGGAUGCCAUGUUUUAUCUGAAAGGAAAGCAUGAUCAAACAUGUGUCUUGACAUCACAUGUAAUGACCAAUAUAUUGGAGGGCACAAAAAGAGCCAGGAGCACCUACUUUGUGAAGAAUAACAUUCUACACAGCAGUAGGUAUAUCAUGGGCCCCUAUUUGGAGAAUGGUAACCACUGGACCUUUGUUCAUUUUGACCUAACCUCCAAGGUCAUUACAUAUGCCAAUUCUUUGGGUGAGUCUACGGAUAAGAUGUCCGCAAUCAAAGACAAUUGGGGAAAAUUUGCAGAGGCUAGGCAGACAACUGGACCUUGGACUAUUAAGUCCUUUAAACAUGCAAAGCAAAUGGACAGCGUGUCCUGUGGUGUUUUCACCAUCAUGUUUGCAGAAUGCCACCUUAGUGUCUCCCCCUUCAGGGACUGCUGUCUUUUCACAAAAAGACAGCAAUUGACACAAGAGCUUUGGGCAGCACUAGAUCGCACCAAACGAUGUGGUUCUUGUGUUAAGCUGCUGCAUGGCAAAGGGGUUAAAUGUGGUACCUGUAGUGGGCAUUGCCACACUAUGUGCCUGCAAAAGAAGGGCCUGUGUUUUCUUUGUGCUUAUGACUCUGACGUUGUCCAGGUGGACAACACGGAAGAGGUUGUUGUCGUGGAGAAGGCUACCUACACUCAGAUGGAUGACUCUGACGUUGUCCAGGUGGACAACACGGAAGAGGUUGUUGUCGUGGAGAAGGCUACCUACACUCAGAUGGAUGACUCUGACGUUGUCCAGGUGGACAACACGGAAGAGGUUGUUGUCGUGGAGAAGGCUACCUACACUCAGAUGGAUGACUCUGACGUUGUCCAGGUGGACAACACGGAAGAGGUUGUUGUCAUGGAGAAUGCUACCUACACUCAGAUGGAAGCAGAGACCACAGAGGAAGGAGUUGCAGAUGGUGGCCUGGCACAAGAAUCAGCAGCCGCAGAGGGGGAACAAGUAUUAUUUGAAGUGGAGAGUGUUCUCAGAAUAUCUGAUGGGACCAAGGCCAAAAGAUAUACAGUGACUAGGGAGGAACUGUUUAGAAGGUGUGGGUCACCAGAGUGCUAUUCAUCCAAUGCUCUGGUGGCCUACUUAAGGAAAGGCAAGAGCCAAAAAGAGGUGCUCGUGGCCAAGUUGCACAAGUUGGAGGUCAAGCCAGGACCACGAAUCAAGUUGUCAACAAGUGUCAGCAAGUUGUGUGAAGAGGAAUGUGUGACCCUUUCAGAGGAUCUGAACUACCUGGCAGCAAAGUUCCUCCCCAUCACCAAAAUCAGCCAGACCUGUCUGGAGGAGGGUGAUGGAUUACAUGAGGCCAUUGCAAAAACUGAAAACUGCAGGAAGACACUGGGACACCUCCUGACCACCAUGGAGGCCAAUUGGCAAGAUUAUGGCCUGGCCACUCAUGGCCUUGGUCCCCAAAUGUUGAAGGGCACCUUUGCCCUGAUCGACACCUGUCUGGCCAAAAAAAUUGAAAUUUUGAAGACCCAGAAAUAAAAGACAAACAAGCCAGUCUCCAACCGGCCCAAUAACUGUACAUCAAGUGUUCAACAUGUUCAAUAAAAUCAGUUUUUUGAGUGGAGUCUG